GCGCCUCCCAGCCUCAGAGCGUGAGGCACUGCGGAAGUGGCUUUCCUAAACACUGCUGCUGCUCAGCAGAGGAGAGGAGCUGAUCAGCCUCGAGGCCAGAACGGAGCUGAUUUCCUUCACAGACACAGAUCCGGGUGUCCUGGGAGAAGGGGGAAGAUGCUGGGGGGGCUGUCAGCAGACAGCGGGGGCUCCAGGUUCACUCAUCUGGUGGUGGUGGAGUUGGCCUCGGACACAAAGGAGGAGGCCAUCGCCUGGUUGCUGAGCCGGAUACGGGCGACACAACAGAAUGGAGGCGCUGAGCUGCUGGUGGAGCAGCUGGGCCCUGGGGUCAACGCCCAGGAGAAGGAAAACCCCAACAUGUUCCUGGUGGGGGCCACAUGGCAGAGGCUGCUCUCUGGGGCUGAGGCUGUGGGCCUCUUCAAGGAGUUCCACGAUGGAUCCAUGAGAGGCUUCACCUGUGCCAACAAACAUAACUUCAAAGACUUUAAAGGGGACGGAGACUCCUUCCUCAGCGUGGCGGAGUGUCAGUACAUCAUCAAACACGAGCUGGACACAUUACGGGCCAAAGACGAGACUCACGUACCGGGACACAGCCAGGUCAAGCUCUACCCCGGGAAAUCCAUCAUUCGCAGACUGCUGUCAAAGGGGAUCCUGAUCCAGGUCUUUCCUCUCCACGAAAAGGAGGAACUGAAGAGGCUUUCAUUUUCUUGGUACCAAAAGGUGAAGCUGUCCUUUCAACCUCUGGAUGAUAUCAGACACUACUAUGGCGAGGGUCAGGCCCUCUACUUUGGCUUCCUGGAGUACUUCACCUUCGCCCUGGUGCCCAUGGCUCUCAUCGGGGUGCCUUACUACCUGUUUGACUGGGAGGACUACGACAAAUAUGUCAUCUUUGCUGCAUUCAACUUGGUCUGGUGCACCGUGAUCCUGGAGCUGUGGAAGCGUUGCAGUGCCUCGCUAGCCUACCGCUGGGGCACGCUGAGCAGGAAGAAAGCCUUUGAGGAACCCCGGCCCGGCUUCCACGGCGUCCUCGGGUUCAACCCUGUGACGGGCCGCGAGGAGCCGCUCUACCCAAACGCCAAGAGGCUGUUGCGCGUCUACCUUGUGUCCCUGCCCUUCGUCCUGCUCUGCCUCUACCUGUCCCUCUACAUCAUGAUGAUCUACUUCCUAAUGGAGGGAUGGGCGCUCUCGGUCCACGACCAGGAGCCCACGUUCUGGACUGGAAUACUGUGUUUCAUCCCCAGUAUUAUCUAUGCUGUGGUCAUAGAGGUUAUGAACCUCAUCUAUAGAUAUGCGGCUGAGUUCCUCACUGAGUGGGAAAACCACAGGCUAGAGUCCUCAUAUCAGAAUCACUUGGUCCUCAAAGUAUUAGUAUUCAACUUCUUCAACUGUUUCGCCUCGCUGUUCUACAUCGCCUUUGUUAUGCAGGACAUGGUGCUGCUCAGACAGAGUCUGGCCACGUUGCUGAUCACCAGUCAGAUCUUGAAUCAGUUCAUGGAGGCCUUCCUGCCCUACUGGCUCCAGAGGAGACGCAACAAGAAGAUGAUCCGCAAAGUCCAGAAGAGAAAAUCCCUGGAGGACAAAGAGCUUCCUCUGGCCGAUCAAGUCCGGCUGGAGGCCGACAUGAGCACCUACUUGGGAACCUUUGACGAUUACCUGGAGCUCUUCCUGCUGUUUGGCUACGUGAGUCUGUUCUCCUGUGUCUACCCGCUGGCUGCGGUCCUUGUGGUGUUGAACAACAUCACAGAGGUUUACUCCGACGCCUUCAAGAUGUGUCGUGUGUUCAAACGACCUUUCUCCGACCCGGCAGCCAACAUAGGAGUCUGGCAGCUGGCCUUCGAGGCUAUGAGCGUGAUCGCCGUCGUCACCAACUGCUCGCUGAUAGGCAUGUCUCCACAAGUCAAGACUUACUUCCCCGAAUCAGACACACAGCUCAUACUGUGGACGGUGGCUAUUGAGCAUGGGCUGCUGGCCAUCAAGUUCAUCCUGACCUUCCUCAUCCCAGAUGUUCCCAAACACAUCCAGAUCAAUCUGGCCCGCCUGGAGUUUGAAUCCUUGGAGGCCCUCAAGAAAAAGAAAAUACUCGAGGCCUCGGAGUUCAGUAAGAGUGUCCAGUGAGGAGGAGGAGCAGAGGACCUUCAGGCGGUGAUGGACAGUAGACAGAUGCUCCAAACAGCUCCACACAGCUCCACACAGCUCGGCACAGCUCCUCACUGCUGUUUACACAGAGUCACAUGUAUGUAUCAAGAAAAAACCUUUUGGAGCAUUGGGGGCUGAUUUUUUUUUUUUUUUUUUUUUUUUUUUUACACAGGGUCCUGAUGCUUAUCUGCAAUAUCUUCACAGCAUGAAGACUGAAUGGGUAAACGGUUUUAGACACAUAGCUAUGUACCUAGUGUGAUAUGAUGGUCUCUGAAUGAGAUGUACUAUAAUGAGGUUUUAUGUCGGGGUGGUGUCACAUGAGAUACGGUGGGAUAAACAGAUGUUAAAAUCACAGAUGAAUGCUGUAUUAUUACAUAUUAUACUGUAGCAAAUAUAGAUUUUAUAUCCAUAACGGUUGAUGAAAGGACAUAUAUCCGUUAUAUAUGUGUUCUUUGGGUUGAGUUGAAUCUGUACUGAUGUUUGGGAUUAUGCAAAUGUUAAAGUGUGUUAACCUACAAUUAUGAUAACUAAUGAGCGCUGAACCAACAUGUUAAUGGUGUUUAUGCGGUAAACCAAAGCCUCCAUUUAAUAAUACUGACUAUGUGAUGCUGACUGUCUUUCACUAUUUAAGCUGCUUGUAAUUGACAACACAUGAUCAUCUUGAAUUCUGCACUCCAAGUAAGGAAGCAAAUUAUGGCCAUAAAGUUUCAAUCUUCUAGGCAAGUAAACACCUUAUUGUGAAACUGAAUCACUACCCAAUACGUCAGUGGUAUUGAAAUGUUUAACACAGUAUUUUACUUUGAAAAGCAUCUUGAUUUAUGUGGUCUGAAUUCUUCUCUUUUUACUUUUCAUUAGGUCAUUUCAAGUGGGGAAAUUUCAAAAACUAUAUAUUUUUAUUAUUUCUUUAAAGGCCAACAAAUUCGGAAAGACAAUUGAAUCAUCUAGUAGAAAUAAAAAUCUACAAUCGUGUUGCUAAAACUUUUUGUCAUUUCUGGGUAUCUCAUUUUAUUAAAAUCUUUAAAAAAAUGACUGUUACCAAAAUCAGAAUUAGAAAUUCAAACUUGAAUGUGUGGCUCCCAAGAAAAAGCAAUCAAAUGUUUAAUGAAAUUAAUGUAGUGGUAUUUAUAUUUCCACAUUUAGUAUCAGGUAGUCCUGGAAUCCCAUAACUAGGUAUUUGUUUGCUGAUCAGAUUGAGAUAAUAUGGCUUUCAUAUUGCUUUCAUAUUGCUUUCAUAGACAAGAGAUCAUGAACAAUGUUUUUAGUUGGGCGUAUGUCAGCUCUUAUGUUGGCAUGCAUUGUGACCAGGGUAUUAUCAGUUCGUAAUAAUGUCAGUCUGUUACUUCCAGUGUCGAUGAAUAUGACUUGAAGUUAAACCACACACUCUUAAAACACCCCUGGUGCCUUGAAUUGCAAUCUGAAUAUUAUUUUUUUCUAUGCUCUGGUAUUGACAUUACCUAAUGUAUUGAAACUGAUGUGGAGAAUAAAGUAUAUUGAAAGCUUAUAAAGGAGGAAAUUAAAUGUGUCCAGCUGUACCUGCUGAUGUGUAUUUGUUUUGUUGUUGGAUUUCAGUGCUGCCUUCUUAAUCUGCUGUCAUUUUACAACUAUUUCUUGG
This is a messenger RNA of Anoplopoma fimbria (sablefish), 3748 nucleotides long. It is a transcript of the gene ano10a, whose product is annotated as anoctamin 10a. The transcript has 15 exons. The record is from RefSeq and is a predicted model, not a curated record. Gene Ontology annotation, molecular function: chloride channel activity. NCBI's taxonomy places the organism in Eukaryota, Metazoa, Chordata, Actinopteri, Perciformes, Anoplopomatidae. The coding region runs from base 157 to 2115 and encodes 652 amino acids. Gene Ontology annotation, cellular component: plasma membrane. Gene Ontology annotation, biological process: chloride transmembrane transport.